Molecule: messenger RNA, 4577 nt
Organism: Oncorhynchus nerka (sockeye salmon)
Lineage: Eukaryota; Metazoa; Chordata; Actinopteri; Salmoniformes; Salmonidae
Product: epidermal growth factor-like protein 6
Exons: 12
Coding region: 2322-3881 (519 amino acids)
Cellular component (GO): membrane
Molecular function (GO): calcium ion binding
Source: RefSeq, a predicted model, not a curated record
UAUGGUUACUGGAGGCCUAUGUUACUGGAGGCCUAUGUUACUGGAGGCCUAUGUUACUGGGGGCCUAUGUUACUGGGGGCCUAUGUUACUGGAGGCCUACGUUACUGGAGGGCAUAGACUUUUUCCUUAAACUUUUCUACCAAACUGUGAAUCAAAUAGUUAUGAUCAGGUAAAUUUAACAUAUAACCUGAUACAAUGUUAUUGUUGAUACCCCUUUGGCUACUGGACUACUGAAAUAAUGAGGAAACACUUUUCUGGCAUUCCCUUUUUCAGAUUUCGGCAGUUAAAUGGAGCUCCCCACAAACUCCGCCUCCCCCAGCUUUGGUUGUGGUUAGCUACAGUACUGUAUAUAUCCUAGAAUGGCAGAGAAAUCACAGGGCCGUAUUUUACAGCUGAACUACACCAUCUGUCCGUGAAAAAAGCGUUCUUCUCCUCAUGUGAAAGCAAUUUCCCUUCUACCUCCCAAGUCCUUGUUUGAAAGCUUGGAGGUAGACUGACUCGUUGGAAGGUGUGUUUCCAGGGUUUAGGCAAUACCGCACAAAGCUUUCCAACAUAAAAUGUCACUGCUCCAUAAAUCAUUAGCAGAGAGGGAAAGAACAGGAGGGGGAUGCAGAUGGGAUAGUGAUACUCUAGAUAGGUUUUAAAAUGGAUGAAAAGAGCUCUGAGAAAUAUCAGCAACUUAUGGACAAGUUUAGAUAUAUUCCCUCUAAUGCCCCAAAAUAUGUUUACAAAAGUCAUAGUAAACUUUUAGGACAAAGCCAUCCAAUAAGAAAAGUUAAUAGCACAUGGCGGUGGUUCACUGAAUUUAAUGCUAAACCUGACAAGCAAAUAUUCCAACAGCACCAUUGUAGGUUGUGUAUUCUGGGUGCAGAGACAGAGCUAGACCAGAUGUUAGAGUUAACUUUGAAAAGUUUGCAAACUCAUUUUAAGGGCUUUUAAGUCUUGACAUUAGCUUUUCUUAAACUUCGUAUUAGCAUUCAUGAAAGAGAGCAGGGAUGUAUGAGUGUUGGUAAUUUUUUUGUUAUUUUUUAUUCACCUUUAUUUAACUAGGUAAGCUAGUUGAGAACAAGUUCUAAUUUACAACUGUGACCUGGGCAAGAUAAAGCAAAGCAACACAAACAACACCACAGAGUUACACAUGGAAUAAACAAACGUGCAGUCAAUAACACAAUAGAAAAAUAAAGUCUAUAUACAAUGUGAGCAAAUGGCGUAAAGAGGUAAGGCAAUUAAUAGGCCAUAAUAGCAAAGUAAUUACAAUUUAGCAGAUUAACACUGGAGUGAUAGAUGUGCAGAUGAUGAUGUGCAAGUAGAAAUACUGGUGUGCAAAAGAGCAGAAAAGUAUAAUAAAAACAAUAUGGGGAUGAGGUAGGUAGAUUGGAUGGGCUAUUUACAGAUGGGCUAUGUACAGCUGCAGCGAUCGGUUAGCGGCUCAGAUAGCUGGUGUUUAAAGUUAGUGAGGGAAAUAUAAGUCUCAUAAGCAGGAUAUCAAAGGGAAGGGCAGCUCCUAAUGACAGGCUUGGGCACAUCUGGGCACAGCAAUUAACACAGGCAAUCCAGCUAAUUAGCAACCAGGACAAUGUCAGAGCAAGGCAUGGCAUCAAGAGCCAAGAUGGGUGAAACAUGUGGUAUCACCGUGAAGACAUCAAGAGCCAAGAUGGGUGAAACAUGUGGUAUCACCGUGAAGACAUCAAGAGCCAAGAUGGGUGAAACAUGUGGUAUCACCGUGAAGACAUCAAGAGCCAAGAUGGGUGAAACAUGUGGUAUCACCAUGAAGAAGCAGAUUGACACUGUCUGCGUCUGUAGAACCAGGGUGGUGCAAGAGGUGAAGUUCACAGGCCUCCUGUAUAUGGUGUUAAAUAAGCAGGCAGUAUUACGCUAUGCAUCUUGUUUUAUUGGUUUCCUAUAUGCUUUUAAGUAUAGCUGCAAUGGUGAUCACAGAUCUGCCCCUGCUGGUUGAACUAUUGCAGGAAAACAAUGAUCAUGUAGAGAUGUUUGGUGUAUCCCCGACGUACAGCCACCAGACCCUCCAGACCCUUCUUCCCAUGCUAAGACCCCAGUGUCACUCAUUGUAAUGGCAACAUACCUCUGGAAUUUCAGCCAAGAGAGAGAAAGAGAGCGAGAAUGGGAGUAAGAGAGAGAGAGGGGGGGACCUGACAUAUGGGCCUCAGAUCACAGAGACUGCUAUUAGGAGAGUGAAAAAGAGAGAGAAAGAGAGAGAGAGCGAGAGGUCUACGUACUAGAGGGGAGAGAGAAAGCGAGAGAGAGAGAGAGAGAGAGAGAGAGAGAGAGAGAGACAACGUGAGCUGUACCCAGUCAGAGACAUGAAUCCCCUCAGCUGGAUCGUUGUACUUCUCUUCCUGUUCUACGCUUCCUCUGGGAGUGCCGACGUCAACAGGCACCGCAGACAAGUCCCCACCGGUGGCCAACCAGGUGUGUGUGGCUAUGGCAGGAGACUGGCGUGUUGCUAUGGCUGGAGAAAGAGCAGCAAGGGACAGUGUGAAGCUCAGUGUGAACAUGGUUGCAAGCACGGAGAGUGUGCUGGCCCCAACAAAUGCAAGUGUUACCCAGGAUACACCGGAAAGAUGUGCAACCAAGACCUGAAUGAGUGUGGCCUGAAGCCCCGCCCCUGUGAGCAUCGCUGUAUGAACACCCACGGCAGCUACAUCUGUUACUGCCUCAACGGAUACACUCUGAUGCCUGAUGGCUCCUGUACCAACUCCAGGACGUGCUCCCUGGCACACUGUCAAUAUGGCUGUGAGGAGGUACAGGGGGAGAUCCGCUGUCUCUGCCCGUCUGUGCGGCUGCAGCUAGGGCCAGACCAGAGGACCUGUGUGGAUAUUGAUGAAUGUGUAACAGGAAAGAACCUGUGCCCAUACAACAGGCAGUGUGUCAAUACGUUUGGCAGCUACUACUGCAAGUGUCAGAAUGGCUAUGACCUGAAGUAUAUCAAUGGCAAAUAUGACUGUGUAGAUAAUGACGAGUGUGCUGCCAACACAAACAAGUGCAGCCACCGCGCGGUCUGUCUGAACACUCAGGGAUCCUACAAGUGCAAGUGCAAGCAAGGCUUCCGUGGCAGUGGUUUUGAAUGCUCUGAGUCCCCAGUGAGGCUGCCAGGGAAGCUGGACAAAGAGCAGAUCAAGAACGUCAUCCCCGAGCCCAAGGUGACCGUACCCCCUCAGAUCCGCUUGCAGCCCUUCGACUAUGACGGGGAGACCUAUAUGGGUGGCUCAGAGGAGGUGGGCCAGGUGGGCUUUACUGAUGUAGGGGAGGAGGAAGAAGAGGAAGAUGAGGAGGAGACAGAUGUGGACAACAAGCUUAAUUCAAGAGGAGAUGUUUUCAUUCCAGAGGACUUUGAGUCAGUAUUUGGUCCUGCAACGGAUGUCAAAGAGAUCGAAAUAGCUCCAGGACAGGAAGAGUUCUUCAUGGACUGCAACUUCGAUCAGGGCGUGUGUGAGUGGGUGCAAGACAAGGACGAUAGCUUUGACUGGAGCGUGUCCUACCAUGAAAAUGGUAUGGAGUACUACAUGGCUAUGAGUGGUCUUCUGGGAGAGAAGAAGGACCAGGCCAGGCUAAAGCUGCUCCUCAGUGACCGGGCCCAGCAGGGAGGCUUCUGCCUCACCUUCAACUACCGCGUGAUGGGCAGCCAGGUGGGCACGCUGCGGGUGCUGUUGAACAACAGCACCAAACUUGUGUGGGAGCGGAGCCACAGCCGGAGUCAGGAUUGGCAGACAGAACUGCUCACUGUAGCCUGGAAGAACCAGGCCCCAGAAUCUAUCAUCUUUGAAGCUGAACGUGGGAAUGGAGUUGGGGGAGAGAUUGGGCUGGACAACGUGGUGCUGACCUCAGGCUACUGUCAAGAGGAAGACACAGCCAUCUUUUAAACUGUGAACUCUGAACCUGUAGAAAUCAGUCCAGUGUGUUUGACACAGACCUCAGAGGCAGAGCUAGCAUCAGUCUCUCCCUUUAGUCUACUCUUUUUGGAGAGCAGACACACAUCUUCCUAAAACCCAAAUUAAGGGUGUAUUUUUUUUUGCUGUACUGUACAACAAGUAUUAAGAAAAAUGUGUAUUUGCAGAAUGUUUGGCAGUUCAGCCGACCACAUAGGAAAGCGUUGCUGAGGGACUGAGCAUCAUUGGUAUGUGCAGGGAUUUCAUCUGCAAGUUUACAAGCUUUUCCUUUCAUUUGAGCCACCAAUUUGUCCACAAAUAAAUGAUCCACUACAUACAGUUCCGUUUUUCAAUAAUGUUCACAAAUGUUUUGAAAUAUAUUCAAUUAUUUUCACAUAAAUGGCAGGAUACGGCAGGCUUAUCUACAACAACAAAAAACAUUAUAUUGUGUUGCUUUUCAUUUUUCUAAGUGACAUUUUGCAGUUAGUUGCAAUAUAUAAAAAAUAAGAUAGACUAAGACUUGUAACAUGUACUUACAUGAACCCUAAAUAGUAAUAUCAGAUUCAUCAAGAAGUCUUCCCUUGAACCCUACAUGCUUUAUAAUCAUAGUACGUGUAUGUAACAAUGCAUAACUGCUGUAAAUUGAGCUUUUAUAUUGUAUUACAUUAAAAAAAAAACGUUUUUAUAAGG